Molecule: messenger RNA, 1371 nt
Organism: Strongylocentrotus purpuratus (purple sea urchin)
Lineage: Eukaryota; Metazoa; Echinodermata; Echinoidea; Camarodonta; Strongylocentrotidae
Product: alpha-2A adrenergic receptor-like
Exons: 3
Coding region: 1-1371 (456 amino acids)
Biological process (GO): G protein-coupled receptor signaling pathway
Cellular component (GO): membrane
Molecular function (GO): peptide binding; G protein-coupled receptor activity
Source: RefSeq, a predicted model, not a curated record
AUGGCCACAAUUAUAAACAUCAAUCAUUCAACAACGACUGUAUUCUCAACGACGCCACAAGGUCACGACCAUGGUCUCAAUGUCGACCACAAUCCGACAUCGGCCGUGAUCCUCAUCGAGGGCGUGACGCUAAUCAUCAUCUUCCUUGGAGCGUUGGUCACCAAUCUGAUUGCGAUGGUGACGAUCCUUCGAGACAAGGUUCUGAGAAGGAAGUACCAUAACUGGCUGAUCCUGAACCUGAUCAUCAAUGACCUCGGGGUCACGACCACCAGCAUGUUAUUCUCCGUCAUUUCCGUGUUUGACAAUGGCAAUAUCCUGGUCAACAGCGAUGUCAUGUGCCGGAUCACUGGAACCGCAGCUGCGAUCUUCUUCUAUGGCAACUUCUCAACGAUUUUUUUCAUCACCAUAGACCGCUAUCUGGGCGUUGUCUGGUCCAUGCGGUUCCCUCCCUCCAAGAAUCGAACCAUCGGCUUUAUUUUCAUCUGUUGGGUGAUGGCCAUCCUAUAUGCCAUGCCGCCUCUAUUUAAGCUACUUUCCGACUAUAAGUUUCACCCGGACAACUAUCAUUGUACACCUGUAUGGGAGGCCUGUCUCUUCUACAGCAUCUGCUUGGCAGUCAUCUUUGGCGUCAUCGUACCCGUCAUGAUGAUCUGCUACACCGGCGUUGUCUGGACCUUGAGGCGGCAGGAACUGCUGCUUCGGUCUUUCGCCAAGGAAAACUGGUCAGCUACCCCGAAUGGUGUGAGCACUGUAUCCAGCGGGAAGGUGCACAUACCAGCUGAUAACCAAAGUGACCCGGACACCCAGAAGGAGACAUCAAUAGAUACAGUGAUCAAGUUGUCAGACAUCCUCGUGGCCGACGACCACUACCCCUCUAUAGACACUGCCAGUAAGACCUCUAACAGUGGGACACUCAAGAUGCAGGAGAAUGAAGAUGGUGAAAAGGAGAGGGAGAAAGUGAGGAAGUCCACCAGGAAUGAGAAGAAGAGGAAGAGGGAAAAUCCUCGAAUGACGCAGAACAAUGUCCGUGCCAACAAGAGGGUUGCCCUUACAGGAAUAUUACUGGUGAUGACUAUAGUGGUAUGCUGGGCGCCAUACUUUAUCGUCCACUCCUGCUUCAUACCCAUCGACUCCGACCAUUGGAUGGGCGUGGCGACGAUGUGGCUGAGCUAUGCCAACUCCAUGUUCGACCCUCUCAUCUACACGUGCAUGAACAGACAAGUCCGGGCCAGAUACAGGGCCCUGUUUAGCUGGUGUCCAGGAAUCAGUUGCAGAUCUGUGCGAACUGGUUCUAAGACACCUACCCCCUGGACAUCUACCCUACGGAUUACCACCCCCAGUCAACCAUCCCCAAGGACAACUACACUCUAG